GCCGCGGAACCCGAACUUGCGGCUGGACUUUCGGAGACCUUUGCCUCGCUCCCGGACCGGUCAGUCUCUGCCGGACACACCGCGCUGCCGCCGCGUCGGGAGCUCGGAGCGCCUCGGAGCCACCGCCGCAGCCCGGCGCGCCCCGUUGCACGUGGCGGACCCGCCCCCUGUGCCGGCCGCGACCUGGACGCCGCGGGCCUCUGCUCCCCGGUGCUCCGUUCCCCGGUGCUCCGCGGGGACCCCGGCCGGGCCAUGAGCUUCUUGAGCCGGCAGCAGCCGCCGCCCACCCGCCGCGCCGCGGCCGCCUGCAGCCUGCGGCAGAAGCUCAUCUUCUCGCCCUGCAGCGACUGCGACGAGGAGGAGGAGGAGGAGGAGGAGGAGGGCAGCGGCCACAGCACCGGGGAGGACUCGGCUUUCCAGGAGCCCGACUCGCCGCUGCCGCCAGCGCGUAGCCCUGCGGAGCCCGAGUGCGAUCGCCAGCGCCGCCGCUCGCCUGGCACAGUGCCGGGCAGCCCCGGAGACCUGGAGGAGGACAUGCUGCUGCAGGCCGGCUGCACGGGCGCGGACUCGGCGGGCGGUGGCGCAGAGGGCGACUCGUGGGAGGAGGAGGGCUUUGGCUCAUCGUCGCCCGUCAAGUCUCCCGCCGCCGCCUACUUCCUGGGCAGCUCGUUCUCGCCGGUGCGCUGCGGCGGCGGCGGCGGCGGCGGCCCGGGGGACGCGUCCCCGCGGAGGUGCGGGGCUCGCCUGGCCGUCGGGGGUCCAUGCACACCGCUGCCGGACUACCCCGGCACGCCUCCGCACAAGACUUUUCGCAAGUUGCGCCUCUUCGACACGCCGCACACGCCCAAGAGUUUACUUUCCAAAGCUCGAGGAAUUGAUUCUACCUCUGUUAAACUCCGGGGUGGUUCUUUGUUCAUGGACACAGAAAAAUCAGGAAAACGUGAAUUUGAUACUCGGCAAACUCCUCAAGUGAAUAUUAAUCCCUUUACUCCGGAUUCUGUGUUGCUUCAUUCCUCAGGACAGUGUCGUGGGAGAAAGAGAGCGUAUUGGAAUGAUUCCUGUGAAGACAUGGAAGCCAGUGAUUAUGAGUUUGAAGAUGAAACAAGACCUGCUAAAAGAAUUACAAUUACUGAAAGCAAUAUGAAGUCACGGUAUACAACAGAAUUUCAUGAGCUGGAAAAAAUUGGUUCUGGAGAAUUUGGUUCUGUGUUUAAGUGUGUGAAGAGGCUAGAUGGAUGCAUUUAUGCCAUUAAGCGGUCAAAAAAGCCAUUGGCUGGCUCUGUUGAUGAGCAGAAUGCUUUGAGGGAAGUAUAUGCCCAUGCUGUACUUGGACAGCAUUCCCAUGUGGUUCGGUAUUUCUCUGCCUGGGCAGAAGAUGAUCAUAUGCUUAUACAGAAUGAAUAUUGUAAUGGUGGAAGUUUAGCAGAUGCUAUAAGUGAAAACUACAGAAUCAUGAGUUACUUUACAGAAGUGGAGCUGAAGGAUCUCCUUUUGCAAGUUGGCCGAGGCUUGAGAUACAUUCAUUCAAUGUCUUUGGUUCACAUGGAUAUAAAACCUAGUAAUAUUUUCAUAUCACGAACCUCAAUUCCUAAUGCUGCCUCUGAAGAAGGAGAUGAAGAUGACUGGAUAUCCAACAAAGUUAUGUUCAAAAUAGGUGAUCUUGGGCAUGUAACAAGGAUCUCUAGCCCACAAGUUGAAGAAGGUGAUAGUCGCUUUCUAGCAAAUGAAGUUUUACAAGAGAAUUAUAGCCAUCUACCGAAAGCAGAUAUUUUCGCUCUUGCCCUCACAGUGGUAUGUGCUGCAGGCGCCGAUCCUCUUCCUAGAAACGGAGACCAGUGGCAUGAAAUCAGGCAGGGUCGGUUACCUCGGAUUCCACAAGUGCUUUCCCAGGAGUUUACAGAGCUGCUGAAACUUAUGAUUCAUCCUGAUCCAGAGAGGAGGCCUUCAGCAAUGGCGCUGGUGAAGCAUUCCGUGUUGCUGUCUGCAUCCAGAAAGAGCGCAGAGCAGCUUCGGAUAGAACUCAAUGCUGAAAAGUUCAAAAACUCACUUUUGCAGAAAGAACUCAAGAAAGCCCAGAUGGCAAAAGCUGCAGCUGAGGAGCGAGCGCUCCUCACGGAUCGGAUGGCCACUAGGUCCACCACCCAGAGUAAUAGAACCUCUCGACUUAUUGGGAAGAAAAUGAACCGCUCUGUCAGCCUUACUAUAUACUGAACUACUCACCUCCUCACUCCCCCAAUAAACUGUGACAGGAAGAAGCUAGGUUGAAAUUACUCCUAGAAUCUACUUUGCAAUUACUUUUUCUGGUAUCAGUAAUUUUACUGAAAUACCUUUUAGGACCUUGUGAAUUACAGUUAAGAGCUGUAUUUUGACUGUUGGCUGUAUCAGGCUUUUGUCUACUCUUACCCUGUUUCCUGUAGGAUGUCAGUCACUGUUGGAUGUUACCCCAGCCUUUGCAGGGUUAACCCCUGUGGUGGUGUGCUGCUUAUCAUUCACUGUUGCAUUGUAACAAAAGGUGUCUUUCCUUGUAGUGACCUGUAGAAAGGGACUCAAGGGCUUUAUUAUAGGCAUACUCUCCUUUCAAAAAGGGAAACGCUAAGAGACUCAGUACUACUCAGCCUCUGAUGUACCUGUGUCAAUCUUGUAUUUCUUUUUUCCUAUUGUGAAUUAUACUUGUAUAUCCAACUGGGAGCACUUUGUAGGCAUUGCAUGAACCAUGGGAUAAUAAUUCUGUGGAAGUAUUGCCUUGUGAAUUUGCUGCUAUUUUAGUUUUGUCUUGCUGUAAAAUUGUAGCAUUAAACAAUCAUUGUUGUUAAUAGGCUUUCUUUGAAACAAUUAUGUGAAACAUGGCUGCUCUUGAUGAAAAGCAGCUGUUUGCCUUUUUUUCUUUGAACUUUGAAGCUAGUGCAUUGAACAAAUGCACCCCUCCCCCUUCCCGUUUGAAUGCUGUAUUAAUGUAGUAUAAUUAUUACUGGUUUUGUAAUUUUUCUUUAUAAUGUCCUCUGACUUUUUAAAGCUGUCUCCUUCCUCCUCAAGUUUUUACUUGGUUGUAUGGUUAGUCUAUUUUUAAAUGUCUUGCCUGGUUUCUCUUCAAUACUUGUGUAUAUAAACUGAUCUUGGAAAUACUGUAAAUAGCUGUGUUUGAAAUGCCAGAAUGACUUCUGACUAUUCCAAGUUUUCCACAAAAUAUAUUUUAUCUGUGAUUAGCCAUUUGACUAAUAGAUAUUCCCC
Molecule: messenger RNA, 3228 nt
Organism: Nannospalax galili (Upper Galilee mountains blind mole rat)
Lineage: Eukaryota; Metazoa; Chordata; Mammalia; Rodentia; Spalacidae
Gene: Wee1
Product: WEE1 G2 checkpoint kinase
Exons: 11
Coding region: 253-2211 (652 amino acids)
Biological process (GO): protein phosphorylation; mitotic cell cycle
Cellular component (GO): nucleus
Molecular function (GO): non-membrane spanning protein tyrosine kinase activity; ATP binding; magnesium ion binding
Source: RefSeq, a predicted model, not a curated record